Molecule: messenger RNA, 1014 nt
Organism: Fragaria vesca subsp. vesca
Lineage: Eukaryota; Viridiplantae; Streptophyta; Magnoliopsida; Rosales; Rosaceae
Exons: 2
Coding region: 63-839 (258 amino acids)
Source: RefSeq, a predicted model, not a curated record
ACUGUAAACCAUUGUACAAGUAAAAUUGGGAGACAGUACUAUAUUAUUAUUAACUGAUCUCAAUGUAUCUGCAGGUUAUCUUUCCAGUCUUGAGAAACCUAUCCAUGGAACGCCUGGGCGAGUUGAAAAAGAUAUGGAAUGGCCAACCUUCACCCGCCUCCUUCUCUAAAUUAGAAGAUCUCACUGUCAAGCAUUGUGACAAACUACUGCAUUUGGUUCCGACACAAAUGCAAAAUAGAUUGCAGACAUUAAAGUACAUAGGUGUACAUGGAUGUUCUUCACUGGAAGGGAUUUUUGAAGUGAGCGGAUUGACCGUCAAUGAAAGGAUUGCUUCAGUUUCUCGGACAGACAAAUUACCUUCAAAUAUUUCCCAACCUGAUCAAGGACUGCAAAUAAAUGAUAUCAUGGGUUGGAGACAAUCUUGCCAAGGCUUUCAGAAUUUAACCGAACUGCGUAUUACUUCUUGUGGUAGUUUGAGAUACCUGCUCUCUCCUUCGAUUGCUGGAGGUCUUGUCAAGCUCCAAACACUAGUGAUAGCGAAUUGCCAGAAGAUGGAAGCAAUAGUCGCAGCAGAUGAGGGUGAAGAAACAGAGAAUGAAAGCAUGCUCCCUCGGCUAGAUUGUUUGGAUCUUUUCAAUCUACCAAAUCUUGGAAGCUUUUCGCAAGGCAGAUAUACUUUUGAUUGGCCACUAGUGAAAUGGAUCCGUAUUAUCAAGUGCAACAAAAUGAACAAAUUUUGUUCAGGAUCCCUCCGCAUAUCCAGGGCAGUGAACAUAACUGUCCGAUCUUCUGGUAAGAGUGUAGAGCGUGAGCUCAAGGAUAGCAGGAAAACAGGCUGACCAGAGUAGCUUGGUACAGGUUGGUUGGGAUGUUGCUUAUGUCUACCGCAUUUUCUGCUCAAGCCGACUUCAACCUGUGGAGCAGUGGCGACACAGUUCUAUCUAGUUAUGUGAUAAAUAGAAAAAAAAAAAAAAAUAUAGUUGGUUUACUGUGUAGUUUGAAUCCUUGUAAUUU